AUGGCCAAGAACCUCAAGAACCUUAAGAGAUGGGCGCCGUCCGCGCGUACGCCCAUGAGCCAGGCUAUAUUCGACCGCUUCUCUCGAAUGAGGUUAUUUAGAUCGGCGCCAGCUCCAGGCAUAGUCAGUGAGGAAGCAUGCGACGACAUUCUUCAACGACUCUCGCCCUACCUUCGUCGCAACCCUCCCCUGGACAUUAUUGAUCUAUGGCCCAUGUCUGGCGUGUUCUCAUCCAAGAUUAACAAGUACCUUCGUCCACGUCGACAUAUUCUCAUUGAGCCGGACCUCCACGCAUAUCGACCUUUCCUCACAACCCUGGCCAACAGCGAUCCCUCUUAUACGUUGCUUUCGGAGCAUGUAUACAGAAUACGGGACUGGGAUCAAAUAUUCGCGGACCAUCUACCAGAGCAGUGCCAGGCGAAGGAGAUACCGAAGGGGGUGAUGCUGCCCAAGAACGACACACUAUUGGUGAUAGCCAAUGUUCCGCCUCAGGCAUCGAAGAAAGAACACAACACUCCAGCGAGAUGGUGGGCGGCAAUGAUGGACAGUUGUCUGAGGCGACAAGACCUUCACAGAUACGGAAGCGUAAGGAUUAUCGCGACGUUCCCUACGGAGGAAGUACAUACUGUCCUUCCGCGUCAAUUAGCCGAUCGCAAGCGCGUGAGUUUUCUCACGGAGAAUGUCGCAUUGCAUGCUCUAGACAUUGCUGCUACAAAACAUCAAGAACCCUGGCAUUCUCUUAAGUCAUUGGUAUCAAUCACGCGGAACUUAGAACGCGCGGAAGAACGACGAGAGGCAAGGGGCAUUGUCACCCCAGCCGGCCGUGAGGUUCCUAAAUUGGUUCCUGCUCCAUCAGCUCCUGAUAAGCAGAUAGGCGUGGAUCUCACAGAUAACGAGAUCACCUUCCCUCGAGUACAGACAGAAAUACACCUCCGUUGGAUGGAUGAUGUGGAGAAGCAUAAUAAAUUGCUGGCUGAGGUAGGUGCUCACCAUGCCGACACCAAGAAGGCAGCAAAGAAAGCUAGCACAUCACGUGCAGCUUUAAGGAGAGAGAACGGUGUCUGGAGUAUUCGUCAAAAUCUCCUUGAUGCCCAACUCAGGAUCGACCGCCGAAUGCAGGAGUUAUCGCGUGCAGCCGCGGACCCCAAACAAACUGCAGCCGACCUCGAGAGACUUGAUCGAGAAGUUGCCGCUUUGGUUGAUCGUUUCGAGACCGAAAAAUCUCAAAGCUUCGACCGCUUCUUGGAUGACGCGCGAGUCGAAGCCAGUUCGGAGGACCUUGAUGGCUCUCCUCUCAUGUGGGACCGACGACCAUUCAAUCCUUUGACCCUCCAUGAACAUGAAGUCUACCCAUAUGAUCCACGAACCGUGCUAUAUUUCGAAGCAGACGAGAAUCCGAUCGGCAGGCAAUAUCUCGAGAGGGUUCCAGAGGCCAAGCGGGAGCAACUGCAACAGAUUUUCGAUGCACUUACUUUCUCCGGUACCAGUACCCCUCUGACCGUCGAGGAGUUAUCGAACGCUAUCUUCCCUGGGCAGCCAGUGAAUCACUUAGUGCGAGAUAUUCCCGAGUUAGCUGGUCUCGCUAGAAAGCGCCUGAAACCGGGAUGUGGUCCUGUGCCUCUUCCCGAUCCCACAUUAGACGCGGCCAAGUGCUUCCAAGAGAACAUUGACUACGAUCUGAGUGACCUUCGUGUACGAACUCUUCCGAUCAGGGUCAUCUGGGAGAUUUUGCUUUUGUAUCACGCUAACGCCAUGGAUCUCUCAUAUAUCCAGUUCUCCCGGCUCCUUGGAGGCGCAAUUACCACCUACCGGCAUGGAGUGGAGGAGUUCAAAGCUUAA
This is a messenger RNA of Penicillium chermesinum, 1839 nucleotides long. RefSeq lists its product as uncharacterized. The transcript is spliced from 3 exons. Bases 1 to 1839 code for a protein of 612 amino acids. The record is from RefSeq and is a predicted model, not a curated record. Lineage: Eukaryota; Fungi; Ascomycota; Eurotiomycetes; Eurotiales; Aspergillaceae.